Messenger RNA from Neltuma alba, 1833 nucleotides. RefSeq names its product protein NRT1/ PTR FAMILY 2.8-like. Gene Ontology annotation, biological process: transmembrane transport. The record is from RefSeq and is a predicted model, not a curated record. Gene Ontology annotation, cellular component: membrane. The transcript is spliced from 3 exons. Lineage: Eukaryota; Viridiplantae; Streptophyta; Magnoliopsida; Fabales; Fabaceae. Bases 1 to 1833 code for a protein of 610 amino acids. Gene Ontology annotation, molecular function: transmembrane transporter activity.
AUGGAGAUGGUGACCGAUAAUCCUUCUUCUUUCUCACUGAUUCUAGAAGAUCGUGAGCAGAAUUUUGCACCUCCUACACCUGCAACAUCUAGAAGAGCGGGAGGAUGGCGAUCCGUGAGAUACAUACUCGCGAACGAGUCGUUCGAGAAGCUGGCGUCCAUGAGCUUGAUAUUAAAUAUAACAUUGUACCUACGGUCGAACUACAACAUGAAUAACAUUGCUGUUGUUAAUGUGGUCCAAAUUUGGGUUGGAUCCUCCAACAUGGCAUCCAUAGCCGGCGCUUUGAUCACUGAUACUUAUCUGGGCCGGUUCCGGGCCCUCCUUUAUGGCUCCAUCGCAUCUCUUCUGGGUAUGUUGACAAUUACCUUAACAGCAGGAAUACAUCAGUUAAGACCCCCUACCUGCACAGACCCACUUCAUUGCCAGAAAUCAAAAGCGUGGCAGAUCGGCAUCCUCUUUGGAGGUCUUGGACUGUUAUCUAUAGGAGCUGGUGGGAUUAGGCCCUGCAACAUUGCUUUUGGGGCUGAUCAAUUUGACACCAAGACAGAAAAGGGCAGGGCACAGCUAGAGAGUUUCUUCAACUGGUGGUACUUGUCUUUCACAGUAGCAUUAGUCAUAGCACUCACUGGUGUUGUCUAUGUCCAAACCAAUAUCAGUUGGACUAUAGGAUUUGCCAUUCCAACUGUUUGUCUGGCACUUUCUGCAUUCAUUUUCUUGCUUGGUCGCAACACCUACAUUUACAAGAAACCUCAAGGUAGCAUCUUUGUAGACAUGGCCAAGGUGGUUGUGACAGCCUUUAGAAAAUAUAAGCUUCAGCCUUCUGGGAAGUCAUUUUAUGAUCCGACACAUACAUUGGAUGAAUCACCGUUGGAUAAUAAAGGACAUGCUUAUAAAGAUAGGUGUAAGUGCCUUGACAAGGCUGCUAUAAUUGCCAACCCCAGUACUGAACUGGAUGACCAAGGCAUGUCAAGGAACGGCUGGAGACUUUGUAGCUUGGAACAAGUUCAAAACUUCAAGUGCUUGCUGGGAAUUCUUCCAGUCUGGGUGGCUGGGAUCUGCUGUUUUAUGGUAAUAAACCAGCAGAACACUUUUGGGAUCCUUCAAGUUAUGCAAAUGGAUAGAUCCAUUGGACCCCACUUCAAGAUUCCACCUGGGUGGAUGAACCUGACAGCAAUGCUAUCACUUUCCAUAUGGAUUCAGGUUUAUGAGGGCAUCUACAUUCCUCUGUCCAGGAAAUUUUAUAAAAAUGCUGUGAGAUUGAGCAUGGGGCUAAGAAUCAAGAUUGGGAUUUUGUUAUCAAUCUUAUGCAUGUUGGUUGCAGCAACUGUUGAGAAGCAGCGACGGCACUCAGCUUUAAGACAAAAUUCAUAUAUUUCGCCAACACGCUUUACGCUGCUAUUGCCACAGUAUGCACUAUCAGGUUUAACGGAAGCUUUUGCUGCUGUUGCUAUAAUGGAGUUUUUCACCAUGCAACUACCAGAGAGCAUGAGGACCGUUUCAGGGGCUCUCUUCUUUCUGAGCAUGUCCAUUGCAGAAUACUUGGGCUCACUUAUAGUCAACAUUGUCGACAAAUUAACAUCAGAGAAUGGAAGAAAACCAUGGCUGGGUCAUCAUGACUUGAACCAUGUUAGACUUGAAAACUACUAUUAUAUCAUUGCUGCCCUGGGAGCAUUGAAUUUUCUCUACUUCAGUUUCUUCGCGGUCCAUUAUUUGACAAGCACGCAGGGCACUGAAAUGAAAGAGGUGCAACCACAGAAUUCAACUGCUUGUAGGAAUGGAGAAUUGUCUGGACCAGAAGAUGAGGAGAAGGGAUUGAGCAUAAAAAGGAGCUAA